UGGUCUCUUGCCAGCACAUUCUUGGGACCAGACGUUAUAUCUGCUGUCCACUCGCCAUCAACCCCACAUAAAAAGCUGCCCAUUGUCUUCAGCAGCUGCUGUUUGACUCUCUUCACCUCCAAAGACGCUCAUUUACAGAAGUUGAAGUGAGGAGCACGACAGAUCCAGAACGAUGAAUCCCAGAGGGGAAAAGCCGAAGUCGAAGAUUUCGGCUUCUCGCAAGCUCUCCCUCAAAAUGCUGCUCCUCACAAGAGCCUGUGAGGAUUUGGAGAAGGAGAGGCAAGAGAGGGAGGAGGAGAAAGUACGCUAUUUAGGAGAAAAGUUGCCUCCGUUGCAACUGUCUGGAAAGUCCCUGCAAGAACUACAAGAACUGUGCAAGCAGCUUCAUACAAAAAUUGAUAUUGUGGAUGAGGAGAGAUAUGACUGUGAAUCCAAAGUGAGCAAGCAUAACAAAGAUAUCCAUGAGCUGAAGCUGAAGGUACAGGACCUUGGGGGCAAGUUCAAAAAGCCUGCCCUGCGAAAAGUGAGGGUGUCAGCAGACGAGAUGAUGAGAGCCCUCCUGGGCUCCAAACACAAAGGUUCAAUGGACCUCAGAGCCAACCUCAAGUCUGUGAAGAAAGAGGAUGUGAAACAGGACAAGGUGCUUACCAGUGAAGUAGGCGACUGGCGUAAGAAUGUGGAGGCCAUGUCAGGUAUGGAGGGCCGUAAGAAGAUGUUCGACACAGGCGGCGGAGCACAGUGAGAUCACCUCUGAAAGCAGGAAAAGUUAAGCUGUCUAGACAGAAAAAGUGGAAUACCUAAUGGGAGACAAAUUGACCCAAAAGCUGCUGGAGUUUAGUUUGAGGUAAAAGCAAGUAUAAAUCCCACCUGUGCUGCAUUUUACCUGAUAGUCACUCAGUUUAACAACUCAAUGCACUUAAAGUGUAAAAUAAAAGUGUAGAAGCCCAUGUUUUGUUUUGUUUUUGUUACCAAAGAAUAUUUUGUUUUGUUAUGUCACCUUAAGACAAUUAAAGAGGAUUUAAAUGAA
Molecule: messenger RNA, 1027 nt
Organism: Haplochromis burtoni (Burton's mouthbrooder)
Lineage: Eukaryota; Metazoa; Chordata; Actinopteri; Cichliformes; Cichlidae
Gene: tnni1d
Product: troponin I, skeletal, slow d
Exons: 8
Coding region: 173-742 (189 amino acids)
Biological process (GO): muscle contraction
Cellular component (GO): troponin complex
Source: RefSeq, a predicted model, not a curated record